AUGGAACAGCCCAACGAAAGCCAGAAGAGGAAGAUCGACGAGACGGCGGCGGAGGCCCCGAAGGUCGAGGCGACUGGGGAGCCCAGCGCGAAGAAGGCCAAGGUCGAGACCGAAGAGAUCACGCCCGCGAAGAUCAAGAAGCAGAUUGAGUACUACUUCUCCGACAGCAACUACCGUCGCGACAAGUGGCUUCAGGAGGAAGCGGCCAAGAACCCUGAGGGCUUCAUUGAGAUCGCCAAGAUCGCUGCCUUCCCCCGUCUUCAGGCCAUGACCACCGACUUGAAUGUCGUAGUCGAGCUCAUGCGCAGCUCCGACCGUCUGACGGUGUCGGAGGACGGACUGCUCGUGAAGCGGUCUCAGCCUCUGCCUGCCGUGGACAACUCGCACCUGAAGACCGUUUUUGUGAAGGGACUCCCGGAGGACGCCACCAUCGACUCUGUCGAGGCCGUCUUCUCCCAGUUCGGCGCCGUUGCUCGCAUCAUCAUCUUCAGGGAGCGCGAGACCAAGAAGGCCAAGGGCGAGGCCUGCGUCGAGUUCGAGACGGAGGAGGGUUCCAAGGCUGCGGCCGCCGCCGCGAAGCUGGACCUCGAUGGUCGCGAGAUCAGCAUCACACCCAAGAAGGAGCACAAGGAGAAGGCCGCGAGGGAUCACAAGGAGAAGCGUGACAAGCGCGAGAAGACGGAGGAGGAGCUUCAGCAGGAGGCGGAGGCGGCCGAGGAGAGGAAGAAGGCCAAGGAGGAGAGGAUCGAGCGCAUGAAGGGCACCGUGCUCCACGUCACCUUUACCGGCGAGGAGGGACAGGAGUUCAGCUCCGACUUCAACAAGUGGGACGUCAAGGCCCUCUUCGAGGAGAUCGUCUCCACCGAGAACAUCAGGUUCGUCGACUUUGCUGCCAAGAACGCGUGGGUUCGCAUGACUUCUCCCGAGCCCGCCCAGAAGGCUCUUGCCGAGCUUACUGCCAACCCCAAGGAGGUCAAGGGCGUCAAGUUCACCAACGUCCGACUUCUUGAGGGUGAUGAGGAGAUGGAGUACAUCGACAAGGUGAUGCAGGAGGGCGACCGAAAGGCCAGCCGCGGCGGCCGUGGUGGCGGACGUGGGGACGCGGUGGUCGAGGCGGACGUGGCGGACGUGGCGGCAGGGGCCGAAACUAGAGCCUCCCUUCUACGACGCGGCAGCCCAAGCGCCCGUUUCUCCGGCUGCCACGCUUCGCCGGUAAACGGUGGUGGUUCUGUACGGCCGGAUAAGAUGGCGCUUGGCGGAAGAGUGGGAGACACGCGCGUGACGGACGGGUAG
This is a messenger RNA of Acanthamoeba castellanii str. Neff, 1293 nucleotides long. RefSeq names its product RNA binding motif containing protein. The record is from RefSeq and is a predicted model, not a curated record. The transcript is spliced from 7 exons. Gene Ontology annotation, molecular function: mRNA binding. Bases 1 to 1293 code for a protein of 430 amino acids. Gene Ontology annotation, biological process: RNA processing. Gene Ontology annotation, cellular component: nucleus. NCBI's taxonomy places the organism in Eukaryota, Discosea, Longamoebia, Acanthamoebidae.